Tachysurus vachellii is the source of this 4357-nucleotide messenger RNA. RefSeq names its product ankyrin repeat and LEM domain containing 1 (gene ankle1). Gene Ontology annotation, molecular function: endonuclease activity; protein binding. The transcript is spliced from 9 exons. The coding region runs from base 412 to 3300 and encodes 962 amino acids. NCBI's taxonomy places the organism in Eukaryota, Metazoa, Chordata, Actinopteri, Siluriformes, Bagridae. The record is from RefSeq and is a predicted model, not a curated record.
GAAAUUUAAACAACUAAACAAAAGAGUUUCACGUUCUGCAGGUCUCCAAGCAGCAACAUUGAGUUUACCAUUAAUCUGCAAAAAUACGUCUUAUACGCCGAAUCCAUAUAAAUUUAGUGUCUAGCGGUGGUCUCAAAAACUCGGUUUUCUCUUCCACCUGUAUUUCGACAAAUCCCGCCCCCUGCUCUGUGAUUGGCGAGUUUGUAUCCGCCUCCUGAGAAACGAUUGGCUAGUAGUGAUGUCGCUCAUGUUAGUACGCUCGUGUGAGUGGACGUCUGAUUCAGGCUGUUUUUUUUUAUACCGCAAUACGGGUGGGGAUUUGAGAUAAACACCGCGAGCUGCUGUCUGGUUUCAUGCGGAUUAUAAAAUAGAUGAAGCGAAGAACCGAAGAGCGCGAAUAUUAACGCAGAUAUGAACGAACGCAGGCAUCAUUUAGCAUCGCUGUUGCACGUGGCGGUAAAGGAGACUGACGUCAGGACGGUGGAGAGUUUACUUCACAGAGGUGCAGAACCCAACCUGUUGCUUGAUGAAGGUUUGGCUGCGGUGCAUCUGGCUGCAGGGAAGGAAUCAGAAAAAGGACUCAGAUGCCUUAAAGUUCUGCUGCAGCACGGCGCUGACCCCAACCUCAGGUCUGGUGAGCAUCUGACUCCUUUACACAUUGCAGCAUUAUGGGGCUGUUAUCAGAACCUCAAACUCCUGCUGAAGAACGGAGGAGACCCGAAUCUGAGAGACCAGGGUGGCAAUAAGGCUGUGGAUCUGGCAGAACAGGAGGAGAACAGUAAAUGUGCCAGCAUUCUUCAGGAAUACGAGUCUCACACAUCGAACCCAGAAUAUGAUGAUUUACCCAAAUUCCACUACUCACUGUACUCAGACCACUCCAUGAGGGACUGCAGCGUGAACCUGUCACUCAUGAGCGAUUUGGGAGACGAGCCACUCAGCAGCACUCGCUAUUCCUCCUUUUACAGGAAAUCAGAGAGUAACAGACUGCGAAGGGACAGAGACCCUCACAAAUCCUGGCUCUCUGAUGUCUCUGGUUUAAACGCACGUGAUAGCGACGUGUUUAACAGAGUAGAAGCAGUCAGUUCUCUUCCUCCGGUUCUCUCCAGUACCCGACUCUCAGGGACGGACUUAAAGAAGAGUCCGGAAGUGGCUCAGCCAGAUCGGUUCCUCAGCCCGAGCCGGAAAAGCGUCACGUUCAGAGACUACGAUGAGUAUUAUCCGAACGUGAAGCACAGCGACGACGACUCCAGAGACUCGACGGUCGAUUUCUCUCUGUAUCCUGACUUCUUGCACUCAGACCGCGUAACUACCGUGUUGCAGAACCAGGGGAUCGACGUGACGUCUCCAGACGAAGUGUUUGUCUUCUGCAGAGAACAAAAUCUGACUGAGGAUUUUGAUAAGACUGUAGUGGGAGGGGCAGUCGUAGGGGAGGAGGACGAGGAUAAUGAAUCUCACGCUGCUGUCAGCAGUAACAGCGGGUCGAGUCGAUACAGCAGCUGUGACAGCGAGCCGUACAAGACCACCAUCGAAGCGCCGUUACCUUCUGAAAACAUCUCAGCAGAUAAAGAGGGGUGGACAAAAGGAAGUACAGUCUCAGAUUGCGAGAAGAAGAAAGAACUUAAUUUGCCGUCUCAAGCCUGUAACGAUGAGAUUACUGAGAUUUCCUUCACUCCGAGUCCGUUCGUCACAGGCAGGACGCGCUCAAGACUCAGCCGAUGCUCCCAGAGACACAGCGCCUCGUCUUUUUCUACCUCGUCUCUUUUCGAGCAGACGCUGCCCGCACCCACACGAGUGCGCCGAGAUGUCGCUCAGUCGGACAAACCUCGUUUAAGACGUCCCUCUGAAGAAGACGGAGCAGCAGAUCUCGAUUCCUACUUGGCAAAUCUGUGUGUUUCAUCCCAACUGCCUGCAAGUCAAGCAUCAACUUUGAUCAUCUCUGGAAGCAUGGCAGAUACCAUCAUUAUUCCGAGGGGUGCCACCGACGAGAGCUUAGAACGUGGAUCAUCUUCAUCAUCAUGCUGCCAAGAGGAGGAUGUGUUCACAGAAGACAAGGAGUUUUUAACAUCAGACCUUUCGACUUCAAGCACAAAAAUACACAAAAACACAGAUUCUCAAGAUUCGUCCUCAGAGUCGAGUUCCAGCUUCAGUCAAAUGCUCGAGGUUCCGUCCACCGGCUGCACGCCGAGAUACAGCAUGAGCCGAAUCUGCAAUCGUUCUCAAACUCAGUCGCUGGCAAACCUGUCCUACACCCCCGGAGGACGUCCGCUCAUCACCGACACAGACGAACCGGUGGAGUAUCUUUACACUGAUGCUGAGGAGGGACACGAGCUGAUCGAGACGCACGUCCCACCGACAUCCAACACGUCUCUCAGCUCGUCUGUCAGCGAGGAGACCGUCAUCUACGACUGGCGCUCCUUACAGACCGCAGCCAAAAGUCCGGAGAAGGGAAAAGAAAACCGCUUCCCUAACGAAGUGAUGGAGAGAGAGCACAUCUCAGAGACUGAAGGGUUAACAGACCGAGAGCUCAGACGCAAACUCGUGGAACUGGGAGAGGAACCUGGACCCAUCAACAGAGACACACGGCAUGUGUACAUGCGGAAAUUACGGACCCUGCAGGAGAAAAAUGUUCCUCUGAAGUCAGUGCAGGACGAACCAGUAACAAUCACGGUUCCAGGUUACAGUCCGGAGCUGAAGAAAGUGUUGUGUUUGUUCCACUUGCCCGAUUGCAACGCUGAUGAGUUUGCGCUGUGUGAACAGUUUGAUCAGCCGGAUCAGAAUAAAUGCUGGCGUGAAGGCCUCAUAAAGUCCAGUUUCAACUACCUGUUACUCGACCCCAGAGUGACGAAGAACCUACCGUACCGCAGCCAGGCGCUGACGCCUCAUGAGUGUUUCCAGACUUUCAUCAGCUCCAUUUUCUACGUGGGUAAAGGCAAACGCUCGCGACCCUACAGCCACCUGUACGAAGCUCUGGAGUACUUCAAAGGAGACAAAUCAUCCAAGAAACUCAGCUCGAAGGUGCAGCACAUCUUGCAGGUGUGGAACUGCGGCCACGGCGUCAUCUCGCUGCACUGCUUCCAGAACGUCAUUCCUGUGGAGGCGUACACGCGAGAGGCCUGCAUGGUGGACGCCAUCGGUCUGAAGAUGCUGACCAAUCAGAAGCGAGGGGAUUAUUAUGGGAUGGUCUCCACCUGGCCUGCGAAGCGUCAGCGUGAGCUUGGGGUUCACCUGCUGUACAGAGCCAUGCAGAUCUUCCUGGCUGAGGGAGAGAGACAGCUCCGACCGGCCGACAUCAGGCGAUGAAGUCACAUGCCGUCUGAACCACACUGAGCAUUAGAGCGCAUUCAUGCAGUUAGGUUCAAAAUAACGAGUGCACUACAGAGAUUGUCAUCAAACACUGUACCUGCUACGGUACUAGUGACCUGCUCGCUAUUCCCUAGGGUACAGUAUUUAGGCAUUUACCCCAAGCAGUGCAUCAUGGGAUAUCCUCCUGGGAUAGUGGGUAGUUCCUAAAGUGAACAGUCACAUGGGAAAAGACCACUGAAAGCUUAUAAAUGUGCUUUAAUAUUGUUUAUAAUGUUAGAAAUGUCUUAAAUCUGUGCUGCUGGGUUUUUUAAAUUACUGGAUAAAUAUUAAUGUUUAUGGAUUGUAAAUGAUGACGAUGUGAUGAAUGAUGAAUCUUAUAACUGGAAAAAACUGCAACCUGCUGUACGAAGAGACACACACUUGUAUUAAAAAACUCAACAUAAUGAAUUUUAAGUUAAAGGUUAGAACGAUCGUUGUGGAAAAACACUUAUAUAAUAAAUAAUAAUGACUAUGCUUUAAACACACACACACACACAGCUGUAGUGAUUUAUUUAAUCCUGCAGUGAUUUCGAUAUUCAUUCAUCAGAUUUUGGAACAGUGUUAGGGAGGAACUGCUGCUCUUACAUCUUUUUUUUUUAUUUAAAACUUAUAAUUACAUUAAAAUAACUCUUCACGGAUAAACAUGAAACAGCAUGAAGAACUUCGUCUGGAUAAAGUUCUGGAUCGUCGUGGCUCAGCGUCACUCGAGGUGGACUUUGUAAACGUUGUAUGAUGUGUGAGUUAGUGUUCAUUUUUUUCUACUCUUAUAAAACGUGUCACCUAGUUUUGUGUCUGUGUGUAGUAGGAUGUGCCAUUUAAAUAUGUCUGUUGAAUAUUCAUGCGAAUGAAUUCAGUUUUUUUUUAUGUGUAAUGUGAAACAAAAGCGAGGAAUCUUAACAUUUACAGCAAACAUUUCAUUUCACUUCACUCACCAGGAGCUCACAGUUACACCGAUGUCUUAUUGUGAAAUCAACAGUAUUUUUACUCUUCUGUAUUAAAAUACAAGGAUUUGGGG